This is a messenger RNA of Phyllostomus discolor (pale spear-nosed bat), 3690 nucleotides long. It is a transcript of the gene DSC2, whose product is annotated as desmocollin 2. The coding region runs from base 310 to 3054 and encodes 914 amino acids. The record is from RefSeq and is a predicted model, not a curated record. Gene Ontology annotation, biological process: homophilic cell-cell adhesion. NCBI's taxonomy places the organism in Eukaryota, Metazoa, Chordata, Mammalia, Chiroptera, Phyllostomidae. Gene Ontology annotation, molecular function: calcium ion binding. Gene Ontology annotation, cellular component: plasma membrane; desmosome. The transcript is spliced from 16 exons.
GCGGCUACAGGGAGUUCCUACAUGUUGCGCUCUCAAAGAAAUAAAGACUUAGGAAAAUACUAAGGAGGGGCCGAUCGGUGUGUUUCCGAGGCAUCUGGAGCCCCACCCUCAGCUAGAGGAAAAGCCCCUUGUGUAAGAAGCAGAGGCUUCAGAAACGGAGAAGAAAGGCGUCUCUCUCCCCGCGCACCGCCUCUCAGUCCUGCAGCGCGGCGGGCCCAGCCUGCGCCCCGGCCGUGGCCUUUGGCCCCGCGGAUCCCUCCCACUCCGGCCCCUGUGUGUCUUGGCUCGCGACCUGCCCCGAGUCUUCCCAUGGCGGCCACCCCAGCCAGGCGCUCCCUGAGCGCAGCCCUCUGCUGGCAGCUCCUACUGACCCUCACGAUCUUAAUAUCUGCCUGUGAUGCCUGCAAAAAAGUGACACUACAUGUUCCCUCCAAGCUGGAUGCUGAGAAAUUUGUUGGUAGAGUUAACCUGAAGGAAUGCUUUAAGUCUGCAAAUCUAAUUCAUUCAAGUGAUCCUGAUUUCCAAAUUUUAGAAGAUGGUUCAGUCUAUACAACAAAGGCUAUUCUUUUGUCCUCAGAGAAGAGAAGUUUUACCAUAUCACUUUUCAACACUGAGAACCAAGAGGAAAAGAAAAUGUUGGUCAUUUUAGAGCAUCAAAAAGAGGUGCUAAAGCAAAGUGAUUCUAAAGAAACAGUUCUGAGGCGUGCCAAGAGAAGAUGGGCUCCAAUCCCUUGCUCAAUGAUGGAGAAUUAUUUGGGUCCUUUCCCACUUUUUCUUGAACAGAUUGAAUCCGAUACAGCACAAAAUUACACUAUACACUAUUCUAUAAGAGGGCCUGGAGUUGACGAAGAACCCUUGGAUUUAUUUUCUAUAGAAAGGGACACUGGAAAACUGUAUUGUAAACGUAAGGUAGAUCGUGAGCAGUAUGACUCUUUUCAGUUAGUUGCCUUGGCAACAACUCCAGAUGGAUAUGAUACAGAACGCCCACUUCUCCUAAUAAUCAAAGUUGAGGAUGAAAAUGAUAAUCACCCAAUUUUUACAGAAACAACUUAUAUUUUUACAAUUGCUGAACAUAGCAGAGUUGGCUCCACUGUGGGACAGGUGUGUGCAGUUGACAAAGAUGAGCCUGGCACACUCCACACGCUCCUGAAGUACUCCAUCCUCCAGCAGCUGCCAGCAUCGCCCAGCCUAUUUUUCAUGCAUCCAUCUACAGGUGUGAUUACCACCACAUCGGCUCAGCUGGACAGAGAGGUAAUUGAUAAAUACCAAUUACAAAUAAAGGUACAAGACAUGAAUGGUCAACCUUUUGGAUUGUACACAACUGCAACUUGCAUCAUUCAAAUUGAAGAUGUGAAUGACAACUUGCCAACCUUUACUCGUACUUCUUAUAUGACAUCAGUAGAAGAAAAUAAAGUUGAUGUGGAAAUCUUACGUGUUAGUGUUGAGGAUAAGGAUUUAUUUAAUACUUCUAAUUGGAGAGCUAAUUAUACCAUUUUAAAAGGCAAUGAAAAUGGAAAUUUUAAAAUUGUAACAGAUCCCAAAACCAAUGAAGGAGUUCUCUAUGUGGUUAAGCCGCUGAACUAUGAGGAAAGACAACAGCUGACCCUGCAAAUUGGUGUUGUUAAUGAAGCUCCAUAUUUUAGAGAAACUACUUCAAGAUCAGCCAUGAGCACAGCUACAGUUACUGUUAACGUAAAAGACCAGGAUGAGGGCCCUGAGUGUACCCCUCCAAUGCAAACUGUUCGAAUUCAAGAAAGUGCACCCUUGGGAACAAAGAGCAGUGGAUAUAAAGCAUAUGACCCAGAAACAAGAAGUAGCAAUGGGAUAAGGUAUAAGAAAUUAAGUGAUCCAAAAGGGUGGAUUACUGUUGAUGAUUACACAGGAUCAAUCACAACUCUCAGAAGCUUGGAUAGAGAGGCAGAGUCUAUCAACAAUGGUAUAUAUAAUGUUACAAUCCUUGCAUCAGACAAAGGUGGAAAAACAUGUACUGGGACUCUGGGAAUUAUACUUGAAGAUGUGAAUGAUAAUGGCCCAGUAAUACUGAAAAAGUCAGUGGUAAUCUGCAAAACCGUCAUGUCCUCUGCAGAGCUUGUCGCUUUCGAUUUCGAUGACCCUGUAAAUGGCCCACCCUUUAGCUUCAGUCUGGAGGGUGAUUCUGAUUCAAAUGUAUAUACAAUGUGGAGACUGACAAAAAUUAAUGAUACAGCAGCACGUCUUUUGUAUCAGAAUGACCCUCCAUUUGGACCAUACACUGUACCUGUCAGAGUUACAGACAAACAUGGCCUGUCCCAGGUCACAUCAUUAAAUGUCAUCGUAUGUGACUGUGUUACUGAAAAUGACUGUGCACUUCGUGUGGAUUCUAGGACUGGUGGCGCACAAGUGAAACUUGGAACGUGGGCCAUUCUUGCAAUACUUUUGGGCAUAGCCUUGCUAUUUUGUGUCCUAUUUACCUUAGUCUGUGGGGCUUCUAGGGCAGGCAAAGAGCGAGAAGCAGCACUUCCUGAGGAUUUGACCCAGCAGAACCUCAUUGUGUCAAACACUGAAGCCCCUGGAGAUGACAAAGUGUUUUAUGCAAAUGGCUUCACAUCCAAUACUGUGUGCAGUUCGGCUCAGGGAAUUUGUGGCACCGUGGGAUCAGGAAUGAAACAUGGAGGGCAGGAGACCAUUGAAAUGAUGAAUGGAGGACACCAGACCUUGGAGUCAUGCCAGCGAGGCAUGAAUCGUCACACACUGGAGUCGUGUAAGGGGGGCGGACAGCACACCCUGGACCCCUGCAGGGGUGGCCACGUGGAGAGAGACAACUGCACAUUCUCAUACUCUGAGUGGCGUAAUUUCACUCAGCCCUGCCUUGGUGAAAAGGUGCAGUUGUGUAAUCAGAGUGACAAUCAAAAACACGCCCAAGACUACGUCCGUACGUACAACUACGAAGGCAAAGGAUCCGUGGCCGGUUCUUUAGACUGCUGCAGUGAACGGCAAGAAGAAGAUGGGCUUGACUUUUUGGAUCAUUUGGAACCCAAAUUUAGGACGCUAGCAGAAACGUGCAUAAAGAGAUGAGUGCACCCUAGUAAGUCUACAAAAGCCAGUGACUUUAUCACCAUUCCUUUUUUUUUUUAACUAAAAGUCACUAAAAAAUAGAAGACACUAUGCUUGGGGCUACCCCCUUGUUUUGAUGGGAUAUCUUUAGAGAAAUGCACAUUUACUGAGAAAUACUGUAAAUAAGUGCACAUAUUCCCAAUUCUUAAUGUAGUUUUCAAUUACUUAUCUUCCACCCAAGGAGACCUACAGAAAUAGAAAUAUUAAGGAAGUCUGCAUUAUUGUUUACAUUUGGGUUUGAUGACAAUAGGCAGUCUAUAGCACAAAUACAAUUAAUUUAAGUCUAUAUCACAGACUACUUAAAGUAUAACCUAAUAGAAAAUUAUAGAGGUUUUGCUUUAACAUGAUCUCCAACUACCUACUUAUUGAAUUGUUUGUGAGGUGCUUGAAGACUGCUGUUCUCUAAGCAUUGUUGAUAUUGUUUUGUUCUUAUAACAAGACCUUUCUUCAUGAUGCAAAGGGAGCUUCCCAACCAGGCGUUGGCUGUUGGAACAAUUCCAUUUUGGUGGAGCUGAGCUUCUAUGUUGUGUUUUCUAUAAAACCUUGCACUGAAUCUACAUUUCUUCUGUUACUCACCUUGUCAGCAAAAUUUAAGUU